Aspergillus nidulans FGSC A4 is the source of this 1482-nucleotide messenger RNA. RefSeq names its product aldehyde dehydrogenase. The transcript is spliced from 2 exons. The coding region runs from base 1 to 1482 and encodes 493 amino acids. Lineage: Eukaryota; Fungi; Ascomycota; Eurotiomycetes; Eurotiales; Aspergillaceae. Gene Ontology annotation, molecular function: aldehyde dehydrogenase (NAD+) activity; oxidoreductase activity. The record is from RefSeq and is a predicted model, not a curated record.
AUGCGGGGUACAUAUAAGAACGGUCAAGAGACUCCUCCCACCGCAACCACCAUCUCCGUUGUCAACCCCGCAACAGAGGAAGCCCUCGCAACGAUCAACGCAACACCCUCCGAAGCCGUCGACGAGAUCAUAACCGCCUCCUGGAAGACCUUCCACUCGGGCGUCUGGUCCCGAAAAGAUCCCAGCGACAGAUUUGCCGUUUUGUCUAGAGCUUCUACUCUCCUCCGCGGCCGCAUCAAUGACUUCGUUGCCCUCGAAACCGUCCAAACCGGCCGUCCCAUUCGCGAAAUGCGUACCCAACUGGCCCGCGUGCCUGAGUGGCUCGACUACUUUGCGUCUCUCGCUCGCGUCCACGAAGGCCGUGUGACCCCAUUCAAGGGCGCCGUCACAAACACCCUUACCCGCAUCCCGCUCGGCGUCGUCGUCCUGAUAACGCCCUACAACCACCCGCUGCUUAUCGCAAUGAAGAAGAUCGCUGCCGCGCUCGCGGCAGGCAACGUAGUAAUUGUCAAGCCGUCUGAGCUCGCACCGCUCUCCGUCUUGAAGCUUGGUGCUCUAUUCAAGGAGGCUGGCUUACCCGACGGCGUGCUGCAGAUUGUAUCCGGGUACGGACGAGAAACCGGAAAGUACCUCUGCGAGCACCCUAAGAUCUCGAAAAUUGACCUUACCGGCGGAAUCGCCACAUACAGAGCCAUUGCCCCCGUCGCAGCAAUGAACAUGAUCCCCAUCACCGCCGAGCUGGGCGGCAAGGCCCCAGUGUGUAUAUUCCCGAGUACGGACGUCGAAACAGCAGUCAAGGCCGCUUUAUUCGCGGGGUUCAUCGCCAGUGGCCAGACCUGCGUCACUGGAAGCCGGAUCCUCGUGCACAAAGACAUCUACGACUCUUUCAGGUCACUACUUGAGAAGCGGGUUCGCGCCCUCCGAGUCGGUGACCCCACCGACGAGAAGACCCAGAUCGGCUCCGUCAUUUCCGCAGCCGCCAUCGAGCGCUGCGAGGCCUUCGUCUCGCGCGCCACAGCUGAAGGGGGGACUAUACUCUGUGGCGGGACAAGACUUACGCCAACGCCAGAGAAGAAAGGCUAUUUCUUCGCCCCAACAGUCAUCGAAACGGCCUCCACCUCCGACCUAGCCAACAAUGAGGUCUUUGGGCCCGUCCUCGCGCUCAUAAAAUGCUCAGAUGAGGAUGAGAUCGUCCGAAUCGCAAACGGGACAUCGUAUGCGCUUGGGGCGUCGGUGUGGAGCAACGACUUUACGCAAGCGCAUAGUGUCGCGGAUAAGAUCGAGGCUGGAAUUGUCUGGAUCAAUGGGCAUCAUCUGAAUGACCCUUCUUCGCCGUGGGGUGGGUUUAAGGAGAGUGGUGUUGGCAAGGAGAAUGGCGUCGAGGCAUACGAGAGCUAUACGAAGGUCAAGAGCACGGUUAUGAACUACGGAGUCAAGCCGGUUUGGUUUGAUGAUGAGGUCGCAGAUGCGCGAUAUGGGUAG